AUGGCAGAUUUAUUUCCUACCCUCCCGCAAUGCGCUGCUGUGGCCGUCGCGCUGAAGCUGUUGCUUUGGCCUGCCUACAAAUCGACCGACUUUGAAGUCCACCGGAACUGGUUAGCUAUCACCAACUCAUUACCGAUUCAUGAGUGGUACUACGAGAAAACAUCAGAAUGGACGCUCGACUAUCCGCCCUUCUUUGCCUACUUCGAAUGGACCAUGUCACAAGCUGCGCGUUAUAUCGACCCAGCCAUGCUCGAUGUUUCAAAUCUUGGCCACGAUAGCUGGCCGACAGUCCAUUUCCAACGAGCGACAGUCAUCAUCACCGAAUUGGUCCUCGUCUACGCUCUCUACCUAUUUAUUCAGUCGUCUCCUCAGGCAACCAAGAGGCAAUCGCAUGCCGCUGCUUUAUCGAUUCUGCUCUCGCCUGGAUUGCUCAUCAUCGAUCACAUUCAUUUCCAAUACAACGGCUUCCUUUACGGCGUCUUGAUUCUGUCUAUCGUCCUUGCGCGAUACCAAAAGGACUGGCUCUUGGCAAGCGGCCUUUUAUUCAUGGCUCUGUUGUGUUUCAAACACAUCUACCUCUAUCUUGCGCCGGCAUAUUUCGUCUACCUGCUACGAACAUACUGUCUCGGCCAGAAAUCGUUAUUUACCAUUCAAUUUACAAACUGCAUCAAACUCGGAGGCGGCAUUGUGAUCGUCGCUGUAUUGGCAUUCGGUCCUUUCGCCUACUACCAGCAGAUCCCGCAAGUCUUCAGCAGAUUGUUUCCAUUUUCUCGUGGAUUGUGUCAUGCGUACUGGGCUCCCAACGUUUGGGCGCUGUACUCCUUUGCUGACAGGGUUCUAAUCUACCUUGCCCCUCAUCUCAAGCUCUCAAUCAACUCUGAGGCUGUGAAUAGCGUGACUCGUGGGCUCGUGGGCGACUCGACGUUUGCUGUGCUUCCAGAAAUCGCUCCCAGGACGACGUUUUUUCUUACUCUUGGCGCUCAAAUUCCAUCAUUGAUCAAACUUUUCUUCCAACCGACAUGGGACAACUUUGUCGCGACAAUCACCCUUUGCGGAUAUGCAUCAUUCCUCUUUGGAUGGCACGUUCACGAGAAGGCGAUUCUACUCGUGAUCUUGCCCUUUAGUCUGCUGGCGCUCAAAGAUCGUCGCUAUCUGGGUGCCUUUCGACCCCUGGCGGUGGCCGGUCAUGUCAGCUUGUUCCCACUGCUCUUCACGGCGAUGGAGUUUCCCAUCAAGGUCAUCUAUACCAUUGCUUGGCUGACCGUAGUUCUGUUGGCGUUCGAUCACUUGACCCCAGCGUCUCAACAGCAAAGGGUAUUCCUCUUUGAUCGGUUCUCACUGCUUUACAUCGCCGCGGCGAUCCCGUUGAUCGCUUAUUCGUCGCUCGGUCACCAAUUGCUGUUUGGCGAGAAAUUAGAAUUUCUGCCGUUGAUGUUCAUUAGUUCCUAUUCCGCGAUCGGUGUCGUUGGGAGCUGGUUGGGUUUCCUGGUCGUCUUUCUCACAUCCUGA
Dissoconium aciculare CBS 342.82 is the source of this 1509-nucleotide messenger RNA. RefSeq names its product glycosyltransferase family 57 protein. Gene Ontology annotation, biological process: protein N-linked glycosylation. Bases 1 to 1509 code for a protein of 502 amino acids. The record is from RefSeq and is a predicted model, not a curated record. Gene Ontology annotation, cellular component: endoplasmic reticulum membrane. Gene Ontology annotation, molecular function: dolichyl pyrophosphate Glc1Man9GlcNAc2 alpha-1,3-glucosyltransferase activity. NCBI's taxonomy places the organism in Eukaryota, Fungi, Ascomycota, Dothideomycetes, Mycosphaerellales, Dissoconiaceae. The transcript has 7 exons.